AUAUGGUAGUGUUGAAACGCUAAGAGCCGCUAUCAGGGCCAUCCCUCAGAUAGUGUGUGAAGCCAUAAACAUCCUUGAAUUGGUGGACCAACAACCAUCUUGGAAGAUUAUGGACAAUAAAGGUCAGGUCACUGUAGUGCUUCACUGGGAUCAGCGGGACUUCCAGAGUACAGCAGAGAGAAAAGAUCCCCAAUAUCGCAGAAGAGAACCAGUAUGGAGUGUGGAGGUCAUGUCGCAAGAGGUUCAGACUAACGAUCAAGCCACUGCCAGUUUAAAAGACCUUCCUUCUUCAGGUAAGACUCAUGCCAGGUUUACUCUAGAAAGUUUGGGAUUGAAGUCUGCUGUGCGUAUGCUACCAAAAAAGCAGGAAGGAGAAAAUGGUAAUAUUCCCGAUCAUGAUCAUUCAUUGUGUGAUUUCCAUUGCUCUGCCUUUCAUGAAAGGAGUGCUCAUAUUAUAUUAAAUAAAUCUAUUGCUACCUCACCCAUUCAGGAAAAGCCAGAGGGGACUGAAGCUGGUUCUAGUGAAGUAAUCACACAUAAGAAAGGAGGAGCUAAAGGACACGUACAUUUUCAAGACGAACCUCAGGAGGUAAAGAACCGUGCAUGCGAUGAGUAUGAAUCGGACACUGAAAAUGCGACCAAUGAAGACGAACAGUUAUCUGAACAUUACCUCCUUUUAACGGAUCAGCUUUCCUUAGAUCAAAAUAAGCAUCUUGACAUCAAAGAUAUUGGUGUGAUCCUAAACCAUUUAAAUUCGAAGAUAGUGGAGGUUCAGAAACUCGAGCGAGAAAAAGAGAGUGCUGAAGUACACAACUGGACCAUCAAGGCCACCAUUCGAGGAGAAGUGGUCAGAGAGAUUGGAGUCAUUUACAAUGGACAGUAUUAUGGCAUAAUGGAACAUCCAGGGUAUUUUUGAUUGAGCUACAAUGUGAAGUGAAAGAGGGUUGUUUAUGAACUAUGGUAACAAACUGGAUAUCCAACCCCUAACCAUCCUGUAACUACACAGGUUAGAUGUCAUGAUUCUCCAACCCCUAAUCAUCCUGUAAGUACACAGGUUAGAUGUCCUGAUUCUGUAACCCCUAACCAUGCUGUGACUACACAGGUUAGAUGUCCUGAUUCUGUAACCCCUAACCAUCCUGUGACUACGUAGGUUAGAUGUCCUGAUUCUCUAACCCUUAACCAUCCUGUAACUACACAGGAUAGAUGUAGAUAAGUUGAAGUGUUGUGAUUUUGAAAUUAUGUCUAAAAUUGACCUCCUUGUGGGAGAAUUACAUUAAGGGAUCUUCCGAGAAAAAGUUAUCAUAUUCUGUGAUUCUAAAAGUAUCUGUAGUGUUGAGUUUCAUCUGUAAGAUAGAAUAAGGCAUGAUUCUAUUAGGAACAAAAGGGCUACUCCAUGUCUAGCUACCAUGAAGUACCGGAGGUAAUGAAGCAACAAAAAAAAAA
This is a messenger RNA of Limulus polyphemus (Atlantic horseshoe crab), 1443 nucleotides long. RefSeq lists its product as uncharacterized. The transcript is spliced from 3 exons. Lineage: Eukaryota; Metazoa; Arthropoda; Merostomata; Xiphosura; Limulidae. The record is from RefSeq and is a predicted model, not a curated record. The annotation marks the transcript as partial.